CAUACACAGGGUACUGCUUGUACGUUAUACAGAGUCACAGACAGUGUAGCCAAUGCGAUAAUAUUAGAAGUGUUUUCACGCAUCUGCAAAAAAAAAAAAAAAGAAUAUGGAUCCCGCAGAGAGGUGUUUUGAAGGCCAUACACAAACCAAGACCCGUGAGGAAAAGACACAAUUCUACGACUCGUGGAGCAAACAGUAUGAAGAGGACAUGCACACUGUUGAAUAUCGUGGUCCAGCGAUUGUUGCCGAUGUACUUGCUGAAUUAUACCCCGGAACACGAGAGAAUGUCUGCAUACUAGAUGUUGCUGCAGGAACGGGUUUAGUUGGUGUAGAGCUAGCCAAGCAAGGAUUUGUCAAAGUCGAUGCAUUGGAUCCGUCUCAAGGAAUGUUGGAUGAAGCGAAGACAAAAGGUGUCUACCAAAAGAUGAUAUGUUCUUAUUUUGAUGAAAAAGAACUUAAUAUUGAACCAGAUACCUAUGACGUCAUCGUUAUAUGUGGAGCUUGUAGCAAUAGGCAUCUGCCAUGUGACUGCUUGUGGGAAGCCGUACGUCUGGUUAAACCAGGGGGCUAUUUUGUGAUGGCUACUCGUCCAACACAGCUGAAUACGAUACAGGAGUACAAAGGACAUUUGGAACCCUUAAUGGACGAGAUCGAAAAGGAGGGGAAAUGGGAAAAAGUCCGUUAGGAGAUUGUUUCUGAAUAUCACAAAGAAAAAGAUGGAAUCGUUUUUGUUUAUAUAAUGAAAUAGAUUUUCGAAAUUGACACGGUUAAUCGUGAUAGAUACGUUCCCUUAAUGCUUUUGGUUUUCACUUUGACCGCAGAUCCGUAAGUUUGAACAAAAAUCUUAAACAACUGGAGAAAACGUCAACAGCAACAACGAAUAUGACAUUUAAUAAAAAAAAAAUGUGUUUCACGAAAUGUUCAGGAUACAUAUAGCUUUGGCUGCAUUCAUCGCAAAAAGGGACAUCAUCCAAGAUGUAAAUAUUAAAAUGUGUAUGUCUUUUAUUAAAUCUUUAUAAUCAGUUUUAAUCACCAACGAAAAAACAAUCAAGAUUAUCACUCGAUUGUGGCUUGUUUCUACUCCAAAUAUGAAAACAAUGUGCAUUUAUGUAUGUGUACUAAAAAAAGCGAAUAAAAGACUUUUUUUACCUUUGUAAAAAAGUUCCGGUCACCUGAAACA
Molecule: messenger RNA, 1180 nt
Organism: Mizuhopecten yessoensis (Yesso scallop)
Lineage: Eukaryota; Metazoa; Mollusca; Bivalvia; Pectinida; Pectinidae
Product: Williams-Beuren syndrome chromosomal region 27 protein-like
Exons: 6
Coding region: 107-685 (192 amino acids)
Source: RefSeq, a predicted model, not a curated record